This is a messenger RNA of Scophthalmus maximus (turbot), 8731 nucleotides long. It is a transcript of the gene tet2, whose product is annotated as tet methylcytosine dioxygenase 2. Gene Ontology annotation, molecular function: DNA 5-methylcytosine dioxygenase activity. NCBI's taxonomy places the organism in Eukaryota, Metazoa, Chordata, Actinopteri, Pleuronectiformes, Scophthalmidae. Gene Ontology annotation, cellular component: nucleus. Gene Ontology annotation, biological process: myeloid cell differentiation; oxidative demethylation; positive regulation of transcription by RNA polymerase II. The transcript is spliced from 10 exons. Bases 483 to 5888 code for a protein of 1801 amino acids. The record is from RefSeq and is a predicted model, not a curated record.
AUCAUAGUGUUCACUAUUGUGUGCGGCUGAGGGAAGAAGAAAAAAAGAGGAGGGAGCAGGGGGGGGGGAAGAAAACCUGUCUCUUUGUGUGGGAAGGACUCAGCAGGAAAGUGAUUUUGUGAUUAUUAGAGUUUGCCGGCAAAGCAAGGCUUUUCCCCCUGACCUGCAACAGCAUCUUGUCCGCUCGGCGUGCCUCUGCUGCCUCACACUAGAGGCUCACAAAUGAGUGUGCUUCUCAAGCCGGCAAACAGCGACACCCGGGCUUCUCCUGAUGAUGAGAGUCGACGUCAGAGCGGUUUCCAUGAAUAUUGAUGUGGAGGAUAGUCUGUUUCAUAGAAGAACAGAAGGAGGCAAGAUGGCUGCCCUUUAGGAUUUGUUAAAGAGGAGAUCCAGACGGUUUGUUGGAAUUUCUACAAAGUGGAGGGACGUAAAAAGGAGGACAGACAGAGGGCAGCCCUGUGGAUGGACUCUGAGCAGGCCAGAUGGAAACAGAACAGGCCAGACAUGAGACGGAAGAAAGUCUGAUAUUAGCACAAUUUGGCGCAUCUCGAAACCUCUCUCACAAAUUACAGAAUGGAGGUCAGUCUUCAGAGGGAGAUUCUCUACAGAUCACUGGGGAUACAAACUGGAACCAUUACAAGCCCAGCACAGUUGCCAACACCAUGAAGAGGCACAGGGAGAAGUGCAACAGCCCUGCUUCAGGACAAGGGUUAUUUGAUCAAGGAGCCUACAUGAUGAAUGGAGAAUUGAUGAAUGGAGAGUUGAAGCAUGCACUCACUGAGCAGUCCUUACUGGUCCACCAGCCCAAAAAACUUAAAGUAGAUUCUGAGAUAAAAGGAAAUGACGACAUGAGCUCUAGUGUGGUGGACAACUUUCCUGAGUUGACAAAGGCAACAGAAUUUGAAUGCAGUGUCCCACGUAGAGAGGUUAAGUUAGACAAGAGGAACUGUAAUUUUUCAAAUGGUGAUAUUUUCUGUCUACCAAGUAAUAAACAAGUUUUGAUUCAAAACGGUGCUGUAUCUCCCUCCUCAACCAUAGAAAGCACUCCAGGUGACCUUUUAGAGAAAACUUUGUCUCAGUAUUAUCCUGAGCAAGUGUCAAUUUCACAACAAACAUCUGGGUCACAACUAGAUGCUGCAAACAAGCUACCCAGUGAUGGUGCUCAACACCCCUCUUUAUCCUCAGGAUUGCCCAAUUCAGCUCAGAUGCCUGACUCACAGCAACAGCAGCCUGGGGCAUCUGGCAAUGCUGAAGGAAGCAAAAAUUACAACUCUGUCAACUAUGUAGUGAAUGGAUACUCCAACACUUUUGGAGCAGAACACCAGCAGCAACAGCAUCAGCAGCGGCCUCCUUCUUACUCCGGUCUAGGUCAGCUGCCUGGUAUGAUCUCACCUACGAAUACUGCCAACAGUUCACAACAACAUCAAAAUGGCCCACAGUGUUAUCCAGAUGACACAAAUCCCCAAGGCAUAUAUGUGAAAGCCAACCAGGAGUUUACCCAGAACUCUUUUCUUGAGCGCAGUGCUCCGCUACAGGCAACAGAGGCAGGCGGAUAUGGACCCUUUCCCAGCUCUGGGAUACAGAAGAUGGGACAAAGUGAGGCACCCGGGUCUGGUCAGCAUCAGCACCAUGGCAAUGAUGGGGGCCAUCAUUAUGGAAUUCAACCCCAGAACUUUAAACAAAAUGCUGAGAAGCCACAUGGAACUGACAGUAUAGGGCCUAGUCUCCAGCAGCCAUGUCACGCUGGAUUAGAAAAUGGGAUGGAGAAUGCGGCUAAGCAGAGAGCCAACUUAUCAUGUUCGACUCCCAACCAGGGGGGCUGGAUAGAGCUAAACUCUUCACAUUCCCCGCAGCAAUCAGCAAGUGGCCCGUCAUCUCAGGCACAAGAGCCGGAUAUGUGGAGGACCUACUCUGCUAAGCCUCAGUCAGAGCAGCAGGCAGCGAACCACCAGGUUCACGGCCAGAUGUUAGAAAUGAAUCCAGUGCAAGGAUUCCAGACACAGGGAGUUUUCACAGAUAGCAGCCAGGGGUCUAACAGCUUCCAGCAGCAACAGCAGGACUGUCUCCCAGCCCAAGCUCACUGUGCUUCAGCCCAGCACAACACUGCCCCUGAGUGGCAGUCAUCAAAUUCUAAAGCACCUCAAAUGCAGCAGUCCCAACCCCAGAAAAUGCCUGAGCACCAUAACUUCCCCCAAAAUCGGCAGGCAGACAGCCACUACCACACCCAGAUGCAGUCAGAGCACUUAUGUGAAGACCCUGAUCUGCGGGAUAUACUGUCACAAGGGCCUUUAGCAACACAGCAACAACAGCACUUUCAUCUUCAGCGUCCACUGUCCCACCCACCACAAUUUGAAGGGCAACUCAAGUCUACCAUUUAUAGACCUCACAGUCAGCCUCCUCCAGGUCAACAGCAGCUUCAACCCAACCAGCCACUUAAAAACAUUUCUUCUCAACCCAACAACCAACACAACCAGCACAACGAGCAUACAACAUUCAGUUAUAAUAACUCAACAGAAAUGCAACAAUUACAACAACAUCCAAGGCAGUAUCCAUCAAACUCAGGCAGCAGUAACCUCAAGCAAUUUCCACCACAGCGGCCUAACAACCACUGCCACCAGCCCAACCACACUGACUUCCCCCAGACCUCUACAAAGUCACAACCUCACUUACCACAAGGUGCAUUAAUCCAACCGGUAUCAACACAGAUGUAUCCUAAAGAUGAACAACAGCUGAAGACAUCAUGCACUCAGUUCCAAAGGGGACCUCCAUUACCUCUGGGACCUUUGAGUCCCCAUGGAGACUUUCAGAGGCAUGCAGCCCUGCGAAUGCACCUGUUACAAAGGCAGGAGCGCCAGGGCCCUUCUCAGCCCCCCCAGAGCACUAGUGACCCCCAAAAUGGCUUGAGAGCUGUGAAACUGGAAAACAGACCUAGAUUUGAGCUGCCUUGUUCACAGCAACAGGAGCAGCAGUUACAGAUGCGAGAGGCAGGGAUAGGUGGAAUGCAAGUCAAGCAGGAAAAUCAACAAUCCCUGUGUGCGCAAAGUAAGAGGCAGAGUAGCAUCUUGGCAUCUAUGGAACAAAGCUUGAGGCAGUACCAGCUUUCACCUGUUUUUGAGAAGAAAUCCCUUGUCAUCAAUUCAGCGAACAAAGUCAAGGUGGAAUCAUCUGGGCCUGUCACCAUCCUGUCAACAAACACUGACCUGAGUGGAGUUGAAACAGCUCCAGCUGCCUCAGCUAUUGAAGGUCUAAAAAAACCACCUGAUUCCACCCCUAAGAAGGAACACCUCCUACAAAGCUUUUUGGAUUCUCCUAUGAAGCUGCUGGAUACUCCUAUAAAGAAUCUGCUGGAUACCCCCGUGAAAACACAAUACGACAUUGCCUCCUGUCACUGUGUUGAACAAAUCAGUGAGAAGGAUGAAGGUCCAUACUACACUCACCUGGGGUCAGCACCAAGUGUUGCUGGUAUACGGGAGAUGAUGGAGAAAAGGUCUGGUCUCUCUGGUCGCGCCAUCAGGAUUGAGAAAGUAAUAUACACCGGAAAGGAAGGAAAAAGUACACAGGGGUGCCCCAUAGCCAAAUGGGUGAUUCGUCGAUCCAGCGUAGAGGAAAAGCUACUGGUGCUGGUACGGGAACGUAGUGGUCACACAUGCGAGGCAGCCUGCAUCAUUGUGGUAAUCCUGGUCUGGGAGGGCAUCCUGCCCAGCCUGGCUGACCGCCUCUACCUCGAGCUAAGUGAAACUCUAACAAAGCAUGGAGCCCUCACCCAGAGACGCUGUUCUCUCAAUGAGGAGAGGACAUGUGCAUGCCAGGGGCUUGAUUCUGAUGCCUGUGGAGCAUCUUUCUCCUUUGGUUGCUCUUGGAGCAUGUACUACAAUGGCUGCAAAUUUGCCCGAAGCAAAAUCCCAAGAAAAUUCAAGCUACUAGGAGAUGAUGCGAAAGAGGAAGAGAAAUUGGAACACAACUUUCAAAGUUUGGCAACCCUACUGGGCCCUGUGUAUAAAACUUUGGCACCUGAAGCUUAUGGAAACCAGGUGGAACAUGAACAAAGAGCACCAGAUUGUCGCCUGGGGCUCAAAGAGGGCCGUCCCUUCUCUGGGGUCACUGCUUGUCUGGAUUUCUGUGCCCAUGCUCACAGAGACCUCCAUAACAUGCAGGGGGGCAGUACUGUGGUGUGUACAUUAACAAGUGAGGAUAACCGUGAUAUUGGAAAGAUUCCAGAGGAUGAGCAGCUACACGUUCUGCCUCUUUAUAAGGCUUCAAACACUGAUGAAUUUGGCAGUGAGGAGGGUCAGCAAGAGAAAAUCAAGUCAGGUGGCAUCCAAGUCCUGAGUGCCUUUCGCCGCCAGGUGCGCAUGCUUGCAGAGCCUGCCAAGUCUUGCCGGCAAAAGAAGCUGGAUGCGAAAAAGGCAGCUGCCAACAAGAAUGCCAUGCUGGACAAUGAUAAGGCAGAGAAGGCCCUCCUGGCCAAGUCAAAAGCUGGCACUUACGAGAAUACCACUCACAUUGCUUCAAUGGCAGGACGUAUUCCAGGUGCUGUGGGAGCAACCCUACAGUCGGGUCAGCCAACAUACCACCUUGGGGCCCAUCCUCAGCAACUACAGCAACAACAGCACCAGAGCAUUCUACCCCAUUAUCCUGGCUCAACAAAUGCAGCCAACUACCCCAGGUUCCCUAACCACCCUGGUUCUUUUCCAAGCACUUCCAAGCCAGGCAGCGUGUAUCCCCCUCAGCCACCAACACCAGGCAGCCCUUAUCCCCCCCAAAUCCAUGUUCCAAACUCUUAUAUCAAUGGAUCAAAUCGUCCAUAUCCAGGUUAUCAAUGUAAUGGAGGAAUGCCUCUUGAAAAUUACCACCCAUACUAUGCUUCAAACCCAAAGCACCUGGAUGUGUACAGACAACAGCGGCCAGCGCUUUAUUCAGAGCAGCAGUAUGGUGCACAUCAACGUUAUGAUGUCAAUUAUCCCCCAAGGUACAAUGAGCCAGGUUUACAAGUUAACGGUUACAAUGCAUGCAGCAUGAGCCCAGUUCAUCCCAUGAGACCUUUCGGCCCUUAUGGUCCAAAUGGAGCCUCAGAACCCCAGUUUAUAGACCCCCUGUCUAGAGCACCAUCAGCCCAUGGAGGCCUAGAUUAUGCUGCUGCUGUGAGCAAAGGCAAUCAGUUUGGAGGAUACGCAAAUCCAUACCUCUCUCGGAGCCCUCAAAUCAUACCCCCAGGCCAAGAUCCUUUCCAUAUGCAAAUCAAGACAGAGAUGGGCAUGCCUGGCCCACAGAUUGCUUCUCAGUUAGGUGGUGGGUGUUUAAACCGUGAGUCACAGUCAGGGUUAGGUCUGCCUAAUGGAAGCAUCAUGAGCUCUGGGAUUAAGCAAGAGCCUGUAACACCACAGACACCCACAACACCACAAAAGCCUGAGAUGUGGUCAGACAAUGAGCACAACUUCUUGGACCCUGAUAUUGGUGGUGUGGCAGUGGCACCUAGCCAUGGCUCAGUCCUGAUUGAGUGUGCGAAGCGGGAGCUCCACGCCACAACACCCCUUAAAAAUCCAGACCGCAACCACCCAACACGCAUCUCCUUGGUUUUCUACCAGCACAAAAAUAUGAAUGAGGCCAAGCAUGGUUUAGCACUAUGGGAAGCCAAGAUGGCAGAGAAGGCUCGAGAGAAGGAGGAAGAUGCUGAGAGGAAUGGUGGUGAGGGGACACCUAGCAAGGGCAGCAAGAAGGGGGUGAAGCGGGAGCAUCUGGAGUCAACAGACCCCACUUUUGUGCCUCCUUACAAGCGUUUUAUCCAGGCAUUGAUGGAGGGGUCCUUGUCAUGCACAACAAACACCUAUGUCAGUACAUCUCCAUACGCCUUCACCAAGGUCACAGGCCCUUACAGCAAGUUUGUGUAGAAAACACUCAUGAUGAAGAAAAUUGAAGGUUUUAUUUAUGAUAAAGCAAGCCCUCAAGCAUCACUGGCCUCAUCUAAACACUCCUUCCUAUCUGCAAGGUUGACAACAGCAUUGUAUAGAAAAAGGAACCUGUGAUCAGAUGAAAUCACUUUUCACAUCAGGUCUUUCACCUCUUUAACAAUCAAGCUUUACUAGUUGACCCUACCAAGGACGUAUUUAUUUUUGUUUGACAACUUUUGCAAGAUACAUAGUGUCAAAUUAUAUGGUGCUUUAGUUUGAUACAUAAGGACCUAUUUUUACAGAAACAAAGUUUUUCCUUGUUUUUUUGGUGGCUUUGUUUUUCUUACAUAAAUUUGGAGAUAAAAUACUGACUUUGUAAAUGACAACAGUCAUGGUGCUAAAGUGUGCUCAUUACCAUUUCUUUUAAUUCAAAUGCCUUCACACUGUAACCAUAAUACAUUCUAUUAUUGAAACUCAAUGACUUAUGUCAACUGGACACUGAAAAUAUUAUCCCACUGUCAAAUCAUCAGCAUCAUGAUCCUUUUUGGAAGGCAGUUUUUUUAAGAGCACUUUUUGAUAAAAGUUAAGUUUUGGUAAUACCUUUAAAUCAUAUAAUCUGGUUGUACUACAUUGCUGUUUUGACAGCAAUUAAUUCUUGAGCAUCAUUAAACUUCAAUUGAUACAUUGAUAGCAAAGAAUUGUACUAGCAAUCUAUGAAACAGAUUUGACUUCAUGCAAAAACAUUUUUUUAAAUAAUUAUCAUUGUGUUGGUGCUUCUUUCACUUUCCUAUGUCAUUUUUACUGUAUAUUGAGCCAUACUAAAUGGUGCAUUUUUAACAUUUUGAGAAAAAAAAAAUCAAAAUUUAUGUUAUCCUAGUUUUUACCAGGUUUACAAUGAUGUCAGCUGUUUUUAAUGUUCCUUACUGUAGGUUCAUUGAACAAACCUGGAUUGUGAAUAUUACGUGUAGUUUUAUGUCUUUUGUGCUUGGUAAAUGUGCUUUUUAUACACUGAGGAACAUGAAACAGGGUAGGCUCAGUGUCAGUUUCAGAGGGCAGCUGGCUUGCUGUGGGGGGUCUUUAAUUAUUGCAAUCUAACUGUAAGAUACACAGGUGAGAUUUGUACAGUAAAUUAAUUUCCUUUUUGGAAUUACUGUUAUAGAAUUUGUGUUGUAAAGAAUGCUAACAUUGUAUUUCUUGGGUUUCAACUGAAUUUAUUUCAUCAGGUGCUAUCAACCUACGCAUACAAUGUGACACUCUUUGGGCAGUGAGAAGGCUUUUAAAUAAUGUAUAAUACAAACCCGUCAUACCUCAAACUAGUUUGGCAAUAGGAUAUAACAUAUUUUUCUUUCUUCCUCUGUAUAUUACUUUCCAAAUUGUUAAUUACUGCUCAGCUUCAGGCCACUUAUAGGCAUAAAAGUUCAUUUCUUACUUUCUUAUCAAUCUGCAAGAAAGUAUUACUUGAACUUGAUCUUUCAUGUUACUGUAAAAUCAGGGACAUUUUAAACUAAUUUUGUGCACAUCUUCAAUGCCUGUAUUCAUCUUGUCAUUUUCUCAUUCAGGGAUUUGCCAUUGCAUCCUGAAUCCCAAUUUGGGUGUUGUCUUUUCCCCACAGACAAAAUUUAUUUUCCAGCAAUUCUUUACUUAUAUUUUAGCAAGAAGGAUGUUGGUUAUCUUUAAAAAGUAAUUUGAACAUAUAUGCACUGAGCUGAUUAAAGGGAAAGUAUCACAUUGACUCAGUAAAAAGCAAUGUAUUUGCUUUUGCUAUGAGGCAAGACCAGGGCAGUGAUUAAUGUAGUUGCACAUCGAUGUGCUUGUGUAUAGUUAAAUUUAUUUAUAACCACUAAGCAAUUGUAUAAUUAUUUUCUUUCCUACCUGAUUUAAUUAAUGUGACAUAUAAUGGAAUGACUCAUGUUAUAGUAAUAACUUUCCCCACUCUUUAACGUAUUGAUUUUCUGAAAGCACUUCGUUUCUUUUUCAGGAAAAAAUAUGUAAUAAAGAAUUGCAAAACAUUUUAUUUAAACAGAUUGUAAAUGUGUUAAAAAAUAAAUAAAUAAAUUAUGUCACAGUGUACAUACCAAGAAUUUGUAUUGCAGGAAUACAACUAAUUCUUCAAUAUUGAUGUAGCUUCUUCUUGUUCUGUCCAAUUGACCCACAGCUCCCCUAUGAGCAUAUCUUAAAAUAUCCUUUUUAAUCUUUCAGGUUAAGAGAAUGAUCAUGGUUAGAUUAUCCAGGAAGUCUUUGUAAAUAUUACACUCACUGUCACAGCAAUGUUUACAGUUAUAGUAUCCUGUUAGCUCAGACAUUAGAAGUUCUAGUUUCUUUUUUCUUUUAACUGUUCCAAUUUUGUAAAAAAUAAAUCUACAUAAAAAAUGUUGAUUUUUUGUUGUACAGGACCCAGCUACAGUAGCAGGUUGUGGUUGAGAAAGCCAAGGUGUCUAAGAAUAAUAGCGGGUUACAAGCAUAGCCAUACUUGAAGAUGCUUCAGAGUGUUUCUGAGUGAGUCAACAUUACUUGAAUGACUUUCUGGGUUUAACUAGUGCACUAUAUGUGCUCAGCUCAAAGGUUAAGCUAGCAGUUGAUACACACUUUUUUUUUUUUUGCAGUUAGACACUAAAGGUAUAAAAAAAAUGUGCAACUUUUUGCCUGUCCUUUUAUUUUUUUAAGGUUUUCCUAGUUCUUCUGAAGUUUGGUAUGCUACAAAAAAUGGAAUUAAGGAUGGGUAUUAAUACUGUAAGUAUUGUAAUGUACUGAAUGCAGUUUAUUUGAAAGCUGUUUAUUAUAUCAUUCCUGAUAUUGCUGAGAUGUGGGUGUUUUUUAAUAAAAUUUAUAUUUAUUUAAAGCAA